AUGGCUCCUACUCCUGCCUUCGUUCUCUACCUGUACAACCCUACCUUGGUGGGUUCUGUGCUAUUUGCAGUACUCUUCUUCCUGACGACUGUUGCCCAUCUUUAUCAACGAAUUCGUGGCCAUGCCAAGUAUUUCAACCCCUUCAUCGUUGGAGGAAUCUUCCAGAUUAUCGGCUACGGAGCCCGUACCUUCUCUCACUUCAAUGACACAUCGACUAUCGGUUAUGCUAUGCAGAGCCUGUUCUUGCUUCUCGCACCAAUCUUAUACGCCGCCUCUAUCUACAUGGUACUUGGCCGCAUCAUCAGACACGUCCAUGGCGAACAUCUGAGCGUUGUUCCCGUGAACUUCAUGACCAAGACCUUUGUUGGUGGAGACGUGCUCUCUUUCAUUCUUCAAGCUGCUGGUGGUGGUGUUAUGACCGGCGGAUCCAAGACCAGCGCCACUAUCGGCCAGUGGAUCAUUGUUUCGGGUCUUUGCGUCCAACUUCUCUUCUUCGGAGCCUUUGUCCUUUCUUCUCUCUUCUUCCACUUCCGAAUCAACCGGGCACCCACAGCUGAGUCCCAGGAGACAAUGCGCUCUUCUAAGUUCUUCUGGCCCCGCGACUGGAGAGGACUUCUCUUCGCUUGCUACGUUGUCAGUGUGCUGAUCGUCAUUCGAUCCAUCUACCGUCUGGUCGAAUUCAUUCAGGGGAACAGCGGCUAUGUCAUCGGCCACGAGGUCUUCCUCUAUGUCUUUGAUGCUACUAUGAUGUUCAUUGCCAUGAUUGUGAUGAACUUCUUCCACCCAUCCACUGUUCUGCAGAAGGACCCCGUCGAGGUCCGCUCCGAGCCCAAGACCAGCGCCAGUGUCUCCGAUGUUUAA
Penicillium nucicola is the source of this 861-nucleotide messenger RNA. Its product is annotated as RTA1 domain-containing protein. The record is from RefSeq and is a predicted model, not a curated record. NCBI's taxonomy places the organism in Eukaryota, Fungi, Ascomycota, Eurotiomycetes, Eurotiales, Aspergillaceae. Bases 1 to 861 code for a protein of 286 amino acids. Gene Ontology annotation, cellular component: membrane. The transcript is spliced from 3 exons.